Messenger RNA from Galdieria sulphuraria, 1665 nucleotides. RefSeq names its product RNA-binding protein. Gene Ontology annotation, cellular component: nucleolus. Gene Ontology annotation, biological process: regulation of translation. The record is from RefSeq and is a predicted model, not a curated record. Gene Ontology annotation, molecular function: mRNA binding. Lineage: Eukaryota; Rhodophyta; Bangiophyceae; Galdieriales; Galdieriaceae. Bases 6 to 1640 code for a protein of 544 amino acids. The transcript has a single exon.
CUCCAAUGGGUCCUAAUAAGAAAAGUAUUCAGAAAAAGACUAACAAGAAAGUAAAACCCAAAAAAGUUGCAAAAGGAGUUGCGAGGUUAUCAACUCAUAAAAACAACAAAGUGAAGGGAAAACGAGAAACCCCAAAUGAACGUUCUGAUAGAGCUGAACGUGCUAACAAAAUUUUGAAAGUUACGGAAUCGAAGAAGAUAUGGGAAAAGUUGAGGCUUCGAAAACUUGACCCGAAAGAACGACAAAACCAGAUUGAGAAAAUUCUUAAUCUUUGGAAAGAUAACUUGAAGAAAGCUUGUCUGCGUCCCGACACUUGUCGAGUUAUUCAAAGUGUCGUUAAGUAUGGGAGUGACCAACAGAAGUCAUUUUUGGUCCGUGGCCUCGUUAAGGAUGUUAUAGAACUCUCAAAAGACCGUUAUGGUCACUUUAUUGUCCUUAAACUUUUUCGAUACUGUUCUAAUGAGCAGAUUGGUGAGAUUCUGGAUUCUUUUCGUGGUCAACUAGUAUCCCUAUUGAAGAAUAGAUUUUCUUCGGAUGUUGUUGAUUUCUUUUUUCAAGCUGUGGCAAAUGCUAAACAAAAGAAAAUUUUAAUGCGGGAACUGUAUUGUGCGAACGAACGUCAGAUUUUGACCAGUAUGGGAGAUUCAUUGAAAGAUGUUUUUUCUCUCAAGUCGUUUCUCGUUAAGAUAGGCAGAGAAUUUCAUGAAACGAUUUUCAGUUCAAUUAUAAGUUUAUUGGAUAGUUUUUCAAACAAUGCUAAACUGAUGCAAUGUGCACUUGUGCAUCACUUGGCAAAGGAAUGUUUUGAAGAAGUGAACGGAAAUACGCGGAAAGUACUUGCUUCUUCACUUAUUUCACAUGGCUCUGUGAUGUUGCAUACUCGUGAAGGUUCUCAAGUUGUCAUAGAAUGCAUCAAACUGGCCGAUGCUAAAGAAAAGAAGCAACUGUCGAAGAGUUUGAAAGCGGAUAUUGUAAAAGUUGGAGUAAACGAAUGCGGACACAAAGUACUUUUGUCUCUAAUUCAUUUCACAGACGAUACCGCAAUGCUGGAAAGUGUGAUAUUUCGAGAGAUUAUUCGGAAUGCGAAGAAUCUGCUGACUGACAAAUAUGGCCGUUUACCUAUUUUGCAUUUACUUUGUCCAUCCUCGCGACGAUAUUUUAAUCCUUUAGCUUACUCAUUUCUUAGUGAUGACCUGAAUGGAACUGAAGUGAAAAAAGACUUUGAAACAAGAAGACAGGAGCUUUUGAAUCUGAUUAGGUAUCCUUUGGAAGAUGCCUUGCAGAAGAAUCUGCUAUCGUUUGUUUGUAAUAGUUUUGCAUAUGUGGUUGUAUUGGAGUAUGUAUUAUAUAUUUUUCGAAAGGGUGAGAAUAUUUCAAAUUGGCUUGAAGCUAUUGAGAAUAUCUAUUGUUUGCAACUCGAAAACAAGAUGCAAGAGAAUAGUUCGACUGUGAAAAGUGAUUCUUUGACUGUAGAAACAAGAUUCCCUGCUCGUAUUUUGCGCAUUCUUUGUAAAACUCUAAAUACUUCAGAGGUAUAUCAACACAUAUUGGAAAGAAUUGGAAAGUACAAAGACAUUGUACAAGAUGUAGAAGAACGACGUCUAGCCUCAACUAUUGAUUCUUUCAACGAAUUAUCAUGAAUUGGUAUAUAUUGAAUAUGUUGGC